Messenger RNA from Melampsora larici-populina 98AG31, 633 nucleotides. RefSeq lists its product as uncharacterized. The transcript has 2 exons. The record is from RefSeq and is a predicted model, not a curated record. The coding region runs from base 1 to 633 and encodes 210 amino acids. Lineage: Eukaryota; Fungi; Basidiomycota; Pucciniomycetes; Pucciniales; Melampsoraceae.
AUGCCUCCUAGCACGACUGAAUACAAGAGAGAGAUGGCCCGAAACUCCGUCGAACACCCCGAGACGAGUGUGGACAACCGCGUCAAAAAACGUUACCCAGUGGCUGUACCAAGUUCAAAGAGUUCCUCAUCGAAAAAUCAAAAGCACCGCACCUUCUUUAUGCAAGCUCCUGACGAUGAAGUCAAGAUCAAACAAGAACCCAAAAGCCCUUCAGGCUCAAAACGUAACCUGGAAGCCACCUCGUCUCUAUCCAGCUUGUCUUUCAACAAGAAGAUUAAACAAGAAUCUCCUUCCGGUUUCACUUCCGAGAAGGUGAUUUCCCUUCUCACCUCCGACGAUGUUAUUCCGGAGACCGUCUUCGGCGACUCCGACUCAGAUGGCGAAUCUGAGGUCACGCAUUCCACCCUCCUGGAAGAGUUUUUGGCGGCGUGCGACAUCCCCGGCGAUGACCAAGCCACUCGAACCAUUCUGCGCAAGGCGAAUGUUUUAUCUUGGACUGACUUAGUCCCGAGUGUGCAAAUGACCACUAACGUCUUGACCGGGCAUGGGAUGCCUUUUGACACGGCCAGACGCCUCAUGGAUGGGGCAAAAGAAGCCGAUGACCUACAAAAAAAAGCCUCUUCCUCCAAAUGA